Molecule: messenger RNA, 756 nt
Organism: Schistocerca cancellata (South American locust)
Lineage: Eukaryota; Metazoa; Arthropoda; Insecta; Orthoptera; Acrididae
Product: carbonic anhydrase 1-like
Exons: 4
Coding region: 1-756 (251 amino acids)
Cellular component (GO): cytoplasm
Molecular function (GO): zinc ion binding; carbonate dehydratase activity
Source: RefSeq, a predicted model, not a curated record
AUGCCUGGAUACUGUCACGAGUGUGUGGCCUUCUGCUUCACAGUGCAGCUGCAGCCAGUGGAUCCAGCCUCUGUGGAGAACACGCUCCUGCGAGGUGGUCCACUGGCAGGCGAGUACCAGUUUCUCCAGCUGCACUUCCACUGGGGGGAGAGCGACGACAUGGGCAGCGAGCACGCUCUUGAUGGCUCCUACUAUGCUAUGGAGAUGCAUAUGGUAUUUUCAAGAAAAGCAGCACGUGGCAAGCAGAAUAACUAUAGGGAACAUGGUGAUGCAGCAGUAUUGGCGGUCUUCCUGGAGCUGGCUGACGAUAACAACCCUACACUAAGGCCCGUGGUGUCACACCUGCGACAACUGCAGGAGGUGGACUCCGAGGUGCAGCCACAGAUGUCCAUGUCUACCGCAAAACUGGUCCCUGAAGAGCGGGGCAGCCUGCUGGUGUACAAUGGGUCGCUCACCACGCCACCGUGCUCGGAGACCGUCACCUGGAUCAUCUUCCGUCAGCCAAUCACUGUCUCUUCCAAUCAGGUGGCGGCCUUCAGGAGGGUGAAGUCCCCACACGGACUGCUGAGAAAGAACAGAAGGCCGGUGCAGCCGCUGAACGACCGGACCGUGUACGCUGUGUAUCCGAACCGCAAGUUCACGGAGAGUGCCACAGCUCGCAAUGUGUCUCCAGAACCCAGGUUCAGGGAGACCACCACACGAUCCAGGCUGUUCUUCCUGUGUGCGCUGCUACUGCACUCCAUGCACUACCUCUAG